AUGGACAGGACUGCAAUUGCCAACUAUGUCUUUCAAGAUGAACUGUUAUCCACAAGCCAUCAUGAGGCUCUCUCAAACUGCUUGAAUACCGCCAUAAACGACCCUUUCAUCAACAAAACCAACCUCCUUGCCUCGUUACCACUAUCUGCCGACACUGCUGUUGCAUCAUUACGGCUACUCACAUCGUUGCUCAACACAUUACCCGGAUCCUGGCCAACGUUUGAUCUCUCAUGUUGCUUUUCGAGGUUGUGGAAGCUUCUACCUGAAGAUGUAAAAGCUGGCAGAGAUACACAACACAAUGCCCUUCUGGACACCUUAACACAACAGAUGAAGAACACCUAUUCUGAUGUUCGCUCUUUACUACCCGAGCCGGAUACACCUGCGAUCUAUGGUGCUUCUUCUUCAAACCCCAUUACCCACCGAAGGCUACAUCAAUUUGUCAGAGAUUUCAGUUUACCCACCAAGCAGACUACUGGAACUAGAUCAGUUGUUGCAUUGGCUCUACCAAAUGGUCCCGUGCUAGGACUGGCUCUUCUGGCCACCGCAACAUACUACACAGCAGCCCCUGUGACAGUAGCCUCAGGACAGGAACAGUUUCAAAGUGAUGUUAUGCAAGCAGGAGCUAGCAUAGUCCUUGUUACACGGCCGGAUGUUCAGCGACUAGGACUGGACGGCUCUUGGGUGCGUGAGGCCGGUGUUGAAGUGAUCAUUGUUGAUCCUAAGGACGACGCAACAUUCGACAUGACUUACAGCAACGGCUCUCCCCUGGUCACCAGCUCGAAAUCUAAGCCUAAUGGAUCCGACGAUAUCGCUCUUGUGCUUUUCACAUCAGGCACUUCUGGUAAGAAGAAGGUCGUUCCUUACACUGUCCACACUAUCAUUUGCGGUGUAGGGUUCGUUAUCGAGUCCUGGGGAUUGACCAAGAACGAUAUUUGCAUCAACAUGAUGCCUCUCUUCCACGUUGGUGGCAUCGUCAGAAAUCUGUUCGCUCCCAUCAUGGCUGGUGGCUCCACAAUCUGCUGUCCAGCCUUUGACGCCAACUUGUUCUGGGAUGUCGUUGAAGACUUGCAACCGACUUGGUAUUAUGCCUCUCCUUCAAUGCACUCCGUUAUCCUUGAGGAAGGUCGCAACCGUCCAUCAGCCCUGGAGAACAGCAAGAUGAGGUUGAUUUGCAACGCCGCUGGUGGUCUCCUGCCCUCGCUUGCAUGCACACUACGAGACACUUUCAAGUGCAUCGUUCUUCCGAGUUACGGUAUGACAGAGUGUAUGCCUAUUUCAAGUCCACCUCUCGAUUAUCAACUCGACCGAUCUGGCACAUCCGGUGUCAGUGUCGGUCCGGAUAUGGCCAUUCUUGAUGGCAAUGACCGCAAACUCCCCAUUCACACAGUCGGCCGCAUUGCCGUUAGAGGUGCACCAGUCUUCGGUGGAUACCUGAAGGACAACGAUGUGUUGGACACUUCAUGUUUCACUGCCGAUGGCUGGUUCGACACUGGUGACAUGGGCUACUUGGAUGCCGAUGGCUACCUUUACGUCACUGGCAGAAGCAAGGAAGUCAUCAACAGAGGUGGUGAACUGAUCUCUCCAUUCGAGAUUGAAGAAGCCGUCGUCACCGCUGCCAAGCGUGAAGGUAACCCUCUCUUCGGUCGCGUCUCCGCCGCUCUGGCAUUCUCAAUGCCCCAUGAUGUGUUGCAGGAGGUUCCCGGUGUGGUCCUAGUCACCCCUCUUGGUGCCCGUCGUGCCGAUAUCAAGACAGUCCAAGAGGCCUUGAAGGACUCUUUGAGUCAGGUCAAGUGGCCUGCCUACGUUGUGUACAUGGAUGACCUUCCCAAGAACAACAACAAGGUGCUGCGUAUCAAGCUCGCAGAGCGUCUGGGCUUGGAGGAAAUCACUGACGAGACUCCUCUGGCGGAUCGCCAUUUCGAAGCAGCUUGCCCUCCGCCAAACACUCCUCUUAGCACACGCAUUGGAGGCUCAAUCUGUUCUUUCGAUGCAGCGUUUGUGUCUCGCAAGCUCUCGACCGUUUUCGGUUCAGAGAUCGACAUUGCUGUAAGAAAAGCAUCUCAUGAUGGAUACCCAGAAGCUUUCCUCGCUCCCCGCAAGAACUCUACUAUCACCCCAGUCAUGUCAAGCUACCCUAGCUUCGACUCACUUCUACGUGCCGAACUCGAUGGCUACCUCAUCCCCAGCAAGGUCCAUUGCCUCGAUGUUCCCCUGCCCAGAGAUAGAGAGGGCUCUAUCGACGAUGCUCAGCUGGAGACGCUAAUCGAGACCGACUCUGAUGAGAUCGCUGGAGACAUGACUCCAACUGAGGCCAAAAUUGCCGAAGUCUUCGUUCGCAUUCUCUCGUGCGCUGCUUCCGAGCUUACUCCCGAAUCAGACUUCUUUGCUUUGGGAGGUGACAGUCUUCGUGCUGGCCGUUUGUUGUCUGAACUCCGUAAAGAGUUCAAGGUUCGCUUGCCUAUCGAUCUUCUCUUCGUGCACAGCAAGAUCAGCGCAUUGGCCAAGAAUAUUGACGAAAUGCGUGGUCCUACUGAUGAGAAGCAUGCCGCUGCUGAAGCUGAGCAAAUUCCUGUCAACUACGGCUGCGAGAAGACUUACAGCUCCACCAACCCCAUUGUCCUCUUGAUCCAGCUUUUCCCUAUUGGUUUGCUGUACCCUAUGAAGCGUGCCUUGACUUGGACAUGCUUCAUGUACAUGCUCAGUGCUACCCGCGACUGGAUCACUGCGACUAGACUCAUCGGACGUCUUUUCAACCUGAUGCUCGCUCUUGGUGUCGCCAAGGCUGUAACUCUCGUCGUCUGUCCACUUCUUGCCAUCUGCCUCAAAUGGAUUAUCAUCGGUACUUACAAGGAAGGCAUGUAUCCCAUGUGGGGUCCUUACCACACGCGUUGGUGGGUCACCGACAAGAUCAUCACUAUCCUCGGAAAGGGUUUCUUCGGUUCAUCUGAGUUUGGCACCACUUUGUACUACCGUUUGAUGGGAGCAAAGAUUGGCAAGGGUGUCAAGAUUGCCAAGCGCGCCAUCAUUCGCGAGUACGAUCUCGUUACUCUCGAGGACGGAGCAAACUUGGACCAGUGCAUCUGCAGAGGCUUUGGCGCCGAGCAGAACACCAGCAUGUACCUCGGUCAUGUUCGUGUUGGCAAGGCAGCAAGUGUCGGUCUCUCCUCCAUCGUCGCUCCUGGAACCUCGGUGCCUGAUAAUGCAUGCAUUGGACCUAACUCAUCGAGCUGGGAAGCUGAUGAUGCCAGCGAAGAGUUCCGCGACUUGUCCGCUAGCAAGAUUCCUGGAGCCCACCCUAUUCUGUCUUUCCUGCUCAUCACUCCUAUCUCUUUGCUUGUCACUCUUUGCAAGAGCGGACCCUGGAUCGGUGGUCUAGUUGGUCUCGUGUUGACACAGCCCAAGCCUACUUCAGACAAGGUCAUGUCGAUCAUCCUGUGGUUUGCCGUGCCUCAUCGUAUCGGAUGGCAUUUCGCUGCAAAGAUCUUUGGUGCCGGUGCAGGCCCGCUCACGUGGUUCUUUGCCGUUUGGGUUCUCAAGAAGAUUUUGGAUUUGACCAUCGGUAAACUUACUCCGGGACCAGCCCAAUCCAGAUCGCAAGCCCAACGUUUCCGCAUGGCCGUGCUCAAGGCCGUUGCACCCCCCGCUGCAUUCCACAAGGUUACUGAACUGUUUGGUGGCCAUUAUGAGGCAACGUCAGUCCUUUAUCGUGCUAUGGGUGCCAAAGUCGGACAGCGGGUAUAUUGGCCUGGAACUGGUCCCUCGUUCCAGGACUUUGACCUCCUCGACAUCGGAAGCGACAUCGUAUUCGGCUCUCGCUCUCAUCUCGUCACAUCUGACGGUACUGGCAGUGACUACGUCCGUGUCCAGGAUGGUGCCAUGAUUUCUGAUCGUGUUGUGCUUCUGCCUGGUGUCACUGUCGGCAAGAAGAGUGUUCUCGGUAGCGGUGCUUUGACUCGUAGGAACAAGUACUAUGAGCAGGAGACGGUCUGGGUUGGAAGCAAGGCUGGCGAAGCUGUGUGCCUCAGCGGCAACAAGCGCUCUACCACCUCGGAUGCUGCCAACACCCAACACGGCAUGCCCAGCUUGAACAGCACUACCAAUUCUAGCAGCGUGACAUUGAGCGAGAAGGAUAAGGCCGAUAACGAGAAAGCAAUUCAAGAGGGUGUGCUGAGCAGUAGCUCGUCUAUGACCAUGGUCGAAAGAGAACAGGCAGCUGCGUCCUCUUCGCCUUUCGGUCGUGCCUUCUACGAAGGUCAAGCCCCCUACCACGUCUUCGGCCCUUGGACCAUCUUCCUCUACUCGACCUUCACUACCAUCUUCGUCUCUUUCUACUGGAACAUCUCUUCCAUCGGUGCCCUGCAACUUGUCGCCAAGCUCAUCAAAACAUCCGACCCUGUCCACAACCCUGAGACCCCCUACCGUCCAGUUCUUAUCUUCGCCCUCUUUGCCGCCUUCAUCGCCGUUCUCCAUACUGUUCAGGCAGUCCUCGCUCUUGCCAUCGUCGUCGCUGCCAAGUGGAUCCUUCUUGGUAGACGUCAGGUUGGUAACUAUGACUGGGACAAGAGCAGCUACUGCCAACGUUGGCAGUUGUUCCUCACGGUCGAGAAGCUGCGCCGUCAAUGCUAUGGUGGCGCUGGUGUCGUCGGUCUUCUCACUGGUACUCACUUCGCUGUCAUGUACUUCCGCGCUCUUGGUGCCACCAUCGGCAAGGACUGCUCCCUCUUCUCGGGUGGUCUGCCUUCGCUGAUGUUCACCGAGCCCGAUCUUCUCACUCUCGGUGACCGCGUUGCCGUCGACGAUGCAUCGCUGGUUUCGCACAUCAACUCUCGUGGUGUCUUCAACCUCAACCCCUUGGUUGUCGGUGACCGCAGUGACACUAUGCUGCUCGAACACACCCUUGUCAUGGCUGGUGAUGUCGUCGACGACGGUGUCACCUACCAAGGGUGGCCUGCAGAGGGCUUCGAGGGCCAUCGCGCACCUCUUCGCAACGGCCCAGUCACCAUGGUGGCUGAGGCUUAG
Molecule: messenger RNA, 5019 nt
Organism: Aureobasidium melanogenum CBS 110374
Lineage: Eukaryota; Fungi; Ascomycota; Dothideomycetes; Dothideales; Saccotheciaceae
Product: acetyl-CoA synthetase-like protein
Exons: 2
Coding region: 1-5019 (1672 amino acids)
Biological process (GO): fatty acid metabolic process
Molecular function (GO): phosphopantetheine binding; medium-chain fatty acid-CoA ligase activity
Source: RefSeq, a predicted model, not a curated record